Molecule: messenger RNA, 1537 nt
Organism: Etheostoma spectabile (orangethroat darter)
Lineage: Eukaryota; Metazoa; Chordata; Actinopteri; Perciformes; Percidae
Product: dehydrogenase/reductase SDR family member on chromosome X
Exons: 10
Coding region: 623-1537 (304 amino acids)
Source: RefSeq, a predicted model, not a curated record
ACCUAAUCACUGUGACACCCAGCGGAAGUAAACAACACAAGCGCGCUUAGCGUUAGCUGCAUGCUAGUGUUGAGUUAGCUUGAAGAGACUGUAUUUUAGUCGGAGUGCAGAUAAUUCUUUCAGCUGUAAUUAAGCAACGACGUCUUCAGUUGGGUAUUUGAGAGAGUUUAUCAACGAGUGACUAACUGUUGCUGCUGAAGUAGUAUUCAAAGUCAAAAAAUAAAAUAAAAUAAUUUAAAAAGCUAUCGUCGAGUACGAGGACGAGAUCCGUCGUCAGUGCAGACUGUUGGAUAUUGUUUGAAAACCCGAAAAAAGUUACACAGGAUAGGUGUGAAUGCACUUUAUUAAUUUAAAUAUGGAAAAAACUGCAGAUGUCUGGCUUUCCAGGCUGGAGAUAACUCGAGGAGCACAUCGCCUCAGACGGAGGUUUGAUUUUACGUCCAUAAAGCAUUCGGCAGUUUGAAGAGAAAACGUCCGGGUAGUCACUUUAAAACAUGGACUCGGUCUACACGGACUACACAUACUCACACUGUUUCAACCAUAAAGACUUUCCUCGGAGCCGGACUCAUUACCGUGACCCCCAGCCGGACUGUGAAGCUGCUCGGGCGGAGACAACCGAAGGAUGUGGCUGCUGUCGGUGCUGGUGCCUCUCCUCAAGCUGCAUUUCUGCGGAAUCAAAGUUCUUCUCUAUCAGACCUUCAACAGAUCUUUUACGCUCCCAGUCUUGCCCAAGCAGAGUGGAAGAGUUGCCAUUGUGACCGGGGGUACCAGAGGAAUUGGCUUUGAGACUGCGAAACAUCUGGCAAGGCUUGGCAUGCAUGUUGUCAUAGCUGGAAACGAGAGGGAAGAAGGCGCCGCGGCCAUCCGGAGGAUUCAGGAAGAAGACUGCGAGGGGAAAGUUGAGUUUGCCUUCUUGGACCUGACCUCUCUGAAAUCAGUGCGACAGUUUGCUCAGACUUUCCAAAACCGAGGGCUCCCCCUCCACGUCCUGGUUAACAAUGCUGGAACCAUGGCGCUUCCUGAGAGACGGACGCAGGACGGCUUUGAGUUCCACUUCGCGCUCAACUACCUGGGCCACUUCCUGUUGACCAACCUGCUGCUGGACACGCUGAAGAGGUCAGGACGGCAGGGCGGCUGCUCCAGGGUGGUUAACAUGUCCUCGGCUACGCACUACGCGGGAGUGGUGCACAUGGACGACUUAAACAGGAGGAACAGCUACAGUUCCCUUGGUGCCUACGCCCAGAGCAAACUGGCCCUGGUCCUCUUCACCUACUACCUGCAGGAGCAGCUGAGGGCCGGCGGCUCCCCGGUGACCGUCAGCGCCGUGGACCCCGGCAUGGUGAACACGCCGCUGUACGACAACCUAUGGAGCAUCGCGCAGGCCCUGAAGAAACCCGUGGCCAAAAUCCUGUUCAGGACUCCGGCCCAGGGAGCGUCCAUAUCCGUCUAUGCUGCAGCUGCCUCUGAGAUGGAGGGGUUCAGUCACAGGGAAGGUCCGGACAAGGAAGUGGUGGUGGUGGUGUUGUCAACGGGGUAA